Molecule: messenger RNA, 1026 nt
Organism: Mugil cephalus (flathead mullet)
Lineage: Eukaryota; Metazoa; Chordata; Actinopteri; Mugiliformes; Mugilidae
Product: MRN complex interacting protein
Exons: 6
Coding region: 177-824 (215 amino acids)
Biological process (GO): mitotic G2 DNA damage checkpoint signaling
Cellular component (GO): nucleus
Molecular function (GO): chromatin binding
Source: RefSeq, a predicted model, not a curated record
CAACCCGCUCAAUGCGACGUCUACGUAUUUAUGUCUAUGGUGUGAAGUGAUCAGGCGUCAGUGCUGCUGUCACGUGUCACCGUAGUUCAAAAGCAAACCCGCGAAAACGGAACCAGAACCUGAGCCAUUAGCUGUGUGGUGCUAGUUAGCUUAGAUAGUGUGUGUUGGCGUCCGUCAUGGCUCAGGAGUUCCACGUCGUCAGGUGUUUCAGCUGCCAGAGCUUCCAGGUCCAACAGGUGAAGAAGGUCAACAGGUGGAGCUGUAAACUGUGUGGAGAGAAGCAGUCGCUGGUGAAGGAAUAUGGGCGGGGCUCCGGGGCCGACUGCAGGCGACACGUCCAGAAACUUAACGCCAUGAGGGGAGCCAUGAUGGAGGAGCAGGAGCGCCACACCUGGUCGCUAUGGGAGGCGGUGGAGGCAGAGGACCAGGGGGACAGACCGGUGGCCCAGCCCCAGGUGACUCAACAACAGGUGACUCAACAACAGGUGACUCGGCAUCAAGGGACUCAGCAUCAAGGGACUCAACAUCAGGUGAGCCGAUGGAGCAAAUACUUGGACCCACCAGAGGAGGAGGAGGAGGAGGAGGAGCCCACUCAGAGUGACUUGAUUGACAGGCAGCAUCUCCACUUCAACAACAUAUUCGAAAGGAAGAGGAAGAGAUCCGAGGACCAAGCCGACGCACCUGAACAGAUAAAAACAUUCAACAAAGAAGAAGACACCACCAAGUUCCGCCCUCUGCUGCCAGUGCCCAGCAUGUUUGAGAGCGGCGAGGACUUCUGCUUCGACGAAGACGACUUUCUGACACAACAUGGCUCCUUGGACUGAGCGUUACUGGCCUCAGAGCAGUUCAUUUGUUUUAUGGUUUGUUUGUGUAGAAACAGACUCUGGACUCAGAUCAGUUCAUUUGUUUUAUUGAUUGUUUGUGUAGAAACAGACUCUGGACUCAGAUCAGAUUCAGGUUUAAUUAUUAUUUUAUUAUUUUCUUGCUCAGGUGAAGAAGUGACUAAUAAAUCAGUAGAAACAGUAA